Trichomonas vaginalis G3 is the source of this 1065-nucleotide messenger RNA. Its product is annotated as positive regulation of dense core granule transport. The record is from RefSeq and is a predicted model, not a curated record. Bases 1 to 1065 code for a protein of 354 amino acids. Gene Ontology annotation, biological process: protein ubiquitination. NCBI's taxonomy places the organism in Eukaryota, Parabasalia, Trichomonadida, Trichomonadidae. Gene Ontology annotation, molecular function: protein binding. The transcript has a single exon.
AUGUCACAACAAAAGUUUAAAGCGUCAGUGACACCAUAUGCCGGCCUUAAAUCUUCAUGUCGGCACAUUGCUUCCCAGGAAGCAUGCACUGAUACAAUUAGAUUUGUUGUAGGAUCUUCAGUUGUCGGAAAAACAAAUCAACUUCAAAUUAUUCAAUAUGAUGAUAUGCAAUCCACAAUACAAUGCAUGCAAACACUUGAACAUGCAAACGAAGUUCGUUGGAUCACAUGCAAUCCAACAAAUGAAAAAAUAUUAUUCACUGUUUCUUCAAAUCCUCAAAAUAGACAAACUCUCGCAACUUUAUACAAAUUACCAGAAUUCAGUGCUACUCAAGAUACUCAAAAAAUGGAAACUAUUGCAACAUUUGAAAAUACUCCAGAUGCAACACGUGUUCAUUAUCUUCCUAACGAUCAAACCAAAUGUUUGAUUACAAGCAAGACUCAUUUAUCAGUUUAUGAUAUCAACGAUCCUUCAAAGCCAAUCAGUACAAAGAAAAUCACAGAUGCUCAGAUAAACGCAUCAGCUCCAGACCCACUGCACCCGAACACAUUCGCCACAGCCUCCGAAGAUUCCAUUAAACUAUGGGAUAUGCGUGACGACAAGCUCGUUUACGAAAUACAAAAAGCACAUGCACCAAGUGUUUUAGAUAUCUCAUUAAAUGAAAACAAACCAUGGUGGAUAUGCUCAGGAGGUAGCGAUGGCUCCAUGAAAUGCUGGGAUUUCCGUGUCGGAAAAGUCGAAUGCGAAUUUAGAGCCAGUAGCCACUGGGUAACACGCGUUAUACCUUCUACAUCCCACGAACAGCUCAUUCUUACUACAGGAACUGACUCAAAGGUCAGAGUUUUCAAUGCACUCAAAUUCGCAUUCCAAAGCGAAGGAAAACUAUCGGACGGAGAGAUCGUAAAGAGCAUCAGACAUGAUGACUCUGUGUACUGCGCAACCUGGGCUACGUCAAAUCCUUGGGUUUUCGCGUCAGUUUCUUAUAAAGGACAGGUCAACGUUUGCCAGCUUCCAUCAGAAGUUGUCGACGCAAUUCUUAUGGGCGACGAUUCCGACUCAAACUAA